Messenger RNA from Trichoderma virens Gv29-8, 486 nucleotides. RefSeq lists its product as uncharacterized. The transcript has 2 exons. The record is from RefSeq and is a predicted model, not a curated record. Bases 1 to 486 code for a protein of 161 amino acids. Lineage: Eukaryota; Fungi; Ascomycota; Sordariomycetes; Hypocreales; Hypocreaceae.
AUGAGGAUUCAAUAUCUCAUCGCACUCACCACCCUAUCAAGCGGAGUAACAGCGGACUACUUGAACGUUGUCACAAACUGUGGUGUAUUCGGCAACUGCGGUAGCGAAAAGGCCGUCUGGUACACCGACUUUGGGUACAACCCGGUGGACGCCAACGAGGGCUGUCGCGACCCGAACAUACCUAACAUGAACACGCUUUGUAUGGACUGGGGCAAUAGGCGCGGUCACUUCUUCUUCGACGGCCAAGGUAAACGAUGUAUCCAAGAGCGAGCAGUUGCCGAGUAUGGGGACUUUAGCUUCUCUACCUGGGCUGAGGUCGUCUAUGCAGACAAGAUUGAUUAUACUACGCUCGUGCCUACUUGGUACUGCUGUGGCAUGUUCAGUCUUGUUGCGAUAACUGUGAUACCUGGCUGGAUUCUGGAAAGUUGGGCUGUCACUGAAGCAAAAUCUCAAGAAACAGGCAUUGUACACAUCAUUAUCAUUUAG